AUGAAGAAUCUUCACCUCAACCUCUUCCUAGUCACCAUGACGGUGGUUGCCUCCCUCUCCGCGGCUACUCCGGCGGCUCCAGCGGGUGGAGGAGCCUUAGCGGAUGAAUGCAGCAAAGAUUUCCAAAAGGUGACUUUGUGUUUGGAUUUCGCGACCGGGAAAGCACCGAAACCGUCUAAGCAGUGUUGUGAUGCAAUUCAAGAAACGAGAGAGAGAGAUCCAAAGUGUUUGUGUUUCGUGAUACAACAAGCAAAGACAGGAGGACAAGCCUUAAAGGAUCUUGGUGUUCAAGAAGCUAAACUCAUUCAACUUCCAAGUUCUUGUCAGCUCCACAACGCUAGCAUCUCCGAUUGUCCAAGUGCAUGA
Molecule: messenger RNA, 366 nt
Organism: Arabis nemorensis
Lineage: Eukaryota; Viridiplantae; Streptophyta; Magnoliopsida; Brassicales; Brassicaceae
Source: the annotation of a GenBank genome assembly